Messenger RNA from Trichoderma virens Gv29-8, 1698 nucleotides. RefSeq lists its product as uncharacterized. The coding region runs from base 1 to 1698 and encodes 565 amino acids. NCBI's taxonomy places the organism in Eukaryota, Fungi, Ascomycota, Sordariomycetes, Hypocreales, Hypocreaceae. The transcript has 2 exons. The record is from RefSeq and is a predicted model, not a curated record. Gene Ontology annotation, biological process: microtubule-based movement.
AUGUCCUCUGGCACGGGGCCGGCGCUGGCUCAUCGUAGCGUGGCCAGCAUCCGCUCAGCCCCAAUUCUCCAGGAGCAGGCUGGGUCAGGCACAACGCCACAUACGCCUCCGCGAACAAUCUCAAACACAUACGGCUCGCCUGCUACGAUUAGAGCGGAUGACGACUUUCUGAUUAUCCAGAUUGGCUCAAGGUUUGUCCGGGCCGGAUUCGCGGGGGACAACCAGCCCAAGGCGGUGCUCACAUGUGGGCCGCAGGACCAGCGACGGGCUGGAGAUUUCAGGGAUUGGCAGCCGGCUGGGGAUGUUGACCUCCAGUCGGGGAAUAAGGAUCAUGAGUUAUGGCGGUACGACCUGAGAGAGGUCGAUCUGGGGCUUGUUUACGACAAGCUGGAUCGUCUGCUGAGAGAUGCGUUUGGAAGGUGUUUGCUGAUUGACUCUCGGCCAAGAAGAGCAGGCCUCGUUCUUGACUCUGGAGUGCCGAUUCCAAUCUUGUCUACUGUACUGGACCUCUUGUUCAAGGGCUUUCAAACACCAAUGAUCUCUCUCAUGUCCACGGCCUCCAUGUCUGUUGUGGCGGCUGGAAUCCGCUCAGGACUGGUCGUCGACAUGGGAUGGGCUGAGACGGUAGUCACCAGUGUGUAUGAGUACCGGGAGGUCAAAUGCACGCGCAGUGUAAGGGGAGGCAGAUAUCUCAACGAUCGACUCUACGAGCUUCUUCAGAAGCUCUUGACUGGCAAGGAGGAAGACGACGGUGCACGGGUCAUUAGCUUUGCCGAGUGCGAGGAUAUCAUGUGUCGUCUGAUGUGGUGUCGGCCGCCGGCAUCAAAAUCACCUCAGGCACACAAGCCGGCCCAAAGACAGUCACAGCAGCUGGACACAGUGGAGGAGCAGGACGAGUCGGAGCCCGAGCCCGAACACUCUCUGCAAAACAGCGUGGCAAGCAUCCCGCUGAGAUCCAUCAACCCACCCAGGACGGUUGAAGUGUCGUUUGAUAAGCUUGCUGACGUGUGUGACGAUACAUUCUUUGCUUUGUCAGUUGCGCCGACAGAGUUUGAUGAUGAGGAUUUCCCGGUUCAUCUACUCAUUUAUCGCCAUCUGCUACAGCUACCAAUGGAUGUGAGAGCUAUAUGUAUGCCUCGCAUUGUCUUCACGGGCGGCUGCUCAAACAUUCUGGGCAUCAAGGGGCGCAUUAUGGAGGAGGUCACAAGCAUGGUAAAGCGGAAAGGGUGGGCUAAUGUCUCUGGAAAGCAUGUGGAAGAAUCACGAAACAGCCAAUUUUCUGAUCGAAGAGCGAGCAUCGCUAGAUCAGUCAGCUCAACAGCGACCGCGUCUGACCUCGGAGAAGAACAGGAAUCUUCACGGCCAAGCUCGAUAGCUUCACAGUCCGACAUCUCAGAUCCCAUCGAGGCAAAGGUAGCACGCCAUCGGCCGCAGAUUUCGCAAAUGCAGGGCGAAUUCCGCACUCUUCAUACCCUUGGGCCCUGGGCUGGAGCAAGCUUGGUUUCCCAACUCAAAAUCCCCGCCAUGGCCACGGUAGACCGCGAACUGUGGCUGCAGCAGGGAGCCAAUGGCGCGACGCGUCCGAACGAAAUCGACGUCAAGGCACAACAACGACAGAGUAUGGGCGCAGGAGGCUUUAUUCGCGGCAGCGGAGGCCAUCAUACCAACUGGACACUAGGAGCUUGGGGCAACGUGUGA